CCCGAACUCAGUUCCUAAACUCAACUAAUUCCUCCAUAGUUCUGCCUCUUUCUUCAAAUCCAAAUCCAAAUCCAAAUCCAAAUCCAAAUCCAGUCUAUAUAUAGCCCAGACAAUAGAUAUAGUUCAUUCAUUGAGCUGCCUAGUAAUAUAUGGUUGAUGGGUUCUAUGUUUGUGCUUCUGUCCAUUCUUCUUCUCUGGUGCAACGGCUGUAUGAGCUUGGCCGCACAAUAUUCACCACCAUCAGGAGGAUCAAAUGAAACUGAUCAGAAAGCUUUGCUUGCUUUUAAGGCUCGCAUAACCCAUGAUCCCUUUCAAGUUGUGGUGAGCUCUUGGAAUAACUCUGUCCCCUAUUGUGAGUGGCCUGGCGUUAUAUGUGGUGGUCGUCGGCAUCCCAACAGGGUCAGAGCCUUGCGUUUACAGUCUAGAGGAUUGUCUGGGUCCGUGGCACCAGAAAUAGGAAACCUCAGCUUCCUUCGAGAGAUUUCACUCCAAAACAACAACUUCCAUGGUGCAAUCCCUAUUGAAGUAAGCUUUCUGUCAAGGCUUCGCUAUUUAUUCCUAGACAAUAAUUCUUUUGAAGGGGAAAUCCCACCUAACCUAUCACGUUGCUCCAACCUUAUAGAACUCAAAUUAUCUUCCAACAAUAUUGUGGGAAAAAUUCCAGAACAACUUGGGACCUUGUCAAAUCUUCAACUUCUAUAUAUCCAAAAAAACAAUUUGACAGGACAAAUCCCACCUUCAUUUGGUGGGAAUCUUUCAUCCCUUAACAUUCUUUCUGCAAGAUUCAAUAGUUUUAGUGGAAGUAUUCCUGAUGCCUUUGGCCAAAUGACAAGAUUAACAUAUCUUGAUCUUUCUGAAAAUAACUUGUCUGGUACUAUCCCUCUUGCUAUAUAUAAUCUUUCCUUACUUGGUGUUUUUAGUGUCCCAGAUAACCAACUUCAAGGUAGUCUUCCACUAAAUUUAGGGUUUACUCUUCCCAAUCUAUGGUGGUUUUCAAUUGGAGGAAACCAGUUUGAUGGGCCAGUUCCAAUUUCAUUAUCUAAUCUGUCAAAACUCCAAACAUUUGAUGCUCACAGCAAUAAUCUUACUGGGAAAGUGGCUGUUAAUUUUGGUGGCCUAUCAGGACUCAAUCUACUUUCAUUUUCCUUCAAUAAUUUGGGAAGUGGAGAGGCCGAUGACUUAAGUUUUAUCAACACAUUUACCAACUAUAGUAGUUUAGCAGUUUUGGAGCUUGAUUAUAAUAAUUUUGCUGGUGUGUUCCCCAACUCCAUAGCAAACUUGCCGGCCCUCACAAAGCUUUCACUGCGAGCAAAUCAAAUAUCUGGAAACUUUCCAGAAGGGAUGUGGAACCUUGCAAGCUUACAAAUAAUAAGCCUAAGUGGUAACUUACUAGGAGGAAGUAUUUCUACUUCAAUUGGGAGACUUCAAAAGUUAACUGGACUUUAUUUAGCUCAGAAUGGAUUCACAGGGUCAAUCCCUUCUUCUCUUGGAAACUUGACACUACUGAUUGAUCUCUAUUUAGAAGACAAUCACUUGCAUGGAAAACUACCUUCAAGUCUUGGAAAAUGCAAAAAUUUGUUAAUCUUGGCUCUUUCAGGUAAUAAUUUCAAUGGUAUCAUUCCCAAAGAGAUAUUUGAUAUUUCCAUGUUAAUAGGGCUAUACUUGGGUACAAAUUACUUCGUUGGUUCUCUACCUCUAGAAUUGGGUAGAUUGACCAAUAUUGGAACCUUAGAAGUUUCUGACAACAUGUUGUCUGGUGAAAUCCCCAGUACCCUCGGUGCUUGUACAAGCCUAGAGUACCUAUACAUGGGUGGCAACUUAUUUCAAGGACCUAUACCUUCAUCUCUGAGUUCUCUAAGAGGUCUUCAAGAUUUAGAUCUUUCACGCAACAAUUUAUCUGGUUCUAUCCCAAAGUAUUUGGGAACUUUUCAGUUACAAAAUUUAAAUUUAUCAUUUAAUCACUUUGAGGGUGAGGUACCAACUGGAGUCAUCUUUCGAAAUUUGAGUGCAUUUUCUGUCAUUGGAAAUAAUAAGCUUUGUGGAGGUAUACCAGAACUUCAUUUGUCAGCAUGCCAGACCCAAAAGGCGAAAGGUGUCAGACCUCAUGUUUUGAAGCUGAUAGUCAUCAUAUGUGGUUGUGGGGCUUCUCUAUGUUUGCUUUUUCUGAUCUUUUUCUUCAUUAUCUAUCGGAGAAGAAAGGAAAGGAAAAGAAAAGAAAGGAAGGAAUCCACAACAUCUUUGAUAAGAGAUCAACAUUUUAAGAUCUCUUAUGCUCAACUCCUUAAAGCUACCGACGGAUUCUCUUCAGCAAAUUUGAUUGGAGUGGGUAGCUUUGGCUCUGUGUACAAAGGUGUUCUUAAUCAUGGGGAAACAGUUGUUGCAAUAAAGGUCCUCAAUAUAGAACAAAGUGGUGCUUCCAAGAGUUUCAUGGCUGAGUGUGAAGCCCUAAGAAACGUCCGACAUCGUAAUCUUGUCAAGAUCUUAACAUCUUGCUCAAGUGUAGAUUUUGAGGGAAAUGAUUUUAUGGCUUUAGUUUAUGAGUUCAUGCCUUGUGGAAAUUUGGAGAUGUGGUUACACCCACAUGCAGAAGGCAUACAAGAUAAACAAAAGCAUUUAAACUUUGUUCAAAGGUUGAAUAUCGUCAUUGAUAUAGCAAUAGCAUUGGAAUAUCUUCACCACCAUUGUCAUACGCAAAUUAUCCAUUGUGAUCUAAAGCCAAGCAACAUUCUUCUCGACGAUGAUUUGACUGCACAUCUGGGUGACUUCGGGAUAUCAAGAAUUCUUUCAAAAGCCACAGGUAGAUCUCAAAGUCAAAUUAGCUCAUUCGGAAUAAAGGGUUCCAUUGGAUACAUUGCACCAGAGUAUGGUGCAGGUGUUGACGUUUCUACACAUGGUGAUGUCUAUAGUUAUGGUAUUCUUUUGUUAGAGAUAUUCACAAGGAAGAGACCUAUAGAUCAAAUGUUUAAGGAUAACUUUAAUCUUCAUUGCUGGGUUGAGAUGGCUUUGCAUGACGGAGAAAUGGCUAUAAUCGACCCAUCACUUCUCCUCAUAGAAGCAAAUGAAGAAGAGGCAACAACAUCUAUAGCUAAAAUCACUGGAAGUCAAAGAUGCAUUAGGGAUAGAGUGCAAGAAUGCUUUAAUUUAGUUAUUAGAAUUGGAGUUACCUGUUCAGCUGAAUCACCAGGGGAUCGAAUGGACAUGACUGAUGUGGUCAAAGAGCUAUAUUUGAUUAGGGACAUUUGUCUCAGAACUGGCAUUCAGCAUGGACAUUGAACCAUAAUAUCAAUAACAAAACUUUUUGAAGAUCAGGAAUGCACUCAAGGAUUUCAUAACAACCUCAGUCCUCUUCCGUCUCACACUUCAAAUGAUCAUAUGCAGUGGGGAAGAACGAAGAUUUAGUGUAUCAUCAAGUAUGAGCACAUGUCUUGAAUCCAGUUCCUAGCACACUGGCUUGCAGCUUCUGCUUGAAGAGCAAACCCCAGGAUGUCAGUGGAUCAAUCUUGUUAUAUGGGUGUGUGAGUUUGUAUUUAGUGUGUUCCCUCUCCCUAUCAUUUCCCCUACUCCUCUAGUGUGGGUGAGUAAAAUCCCAUUAGACAGUUCAUUAAGAAUUAGCUAAAAACAAAAUCACCCAUUUAAUUAAAGUUUUCAGCAAUUAUUAUAUUCUUAAA
Molecule: messenger RNA, 3668 nt
Organism: Macadamia integrifolia
Lineage: Eukaryota; Viridiplantae; Streptophyta; Magnoliopsida; Proteales; Proteaceae
Product: probable LRR receptor-like serine/threonine-protein kinase At3g47570
Exons: 3
Coding region: 157-3273 (1038 amino acids)
Biological process (GO): protein phosphorylation
Molecular function (GO): ATP binding; protein kinase activity; protein binding
Source: RefSeq, a predicted model, not a curated record